Messenger RNA from Papilio xuthus (Asian swallowtail), 2439 nucleotides. RefSeq names its product ATP-binding cassette sub-family G member 1. Gene Ontology annotation, cellular component: plasma membrane. The coding region runs from base 133 to 2244 and encodes 703 amino acids. The transcript has 12 exons. Gene Ontology annotation, molecular function: ABC-type transporter activity; ATP binding; ATP hydrolysis activity. Gene Ontology annotation, biological process: transmembrane transport. The record is from RefSeq and is a predicted model, not a curated record. NCBI's taxonomy places the organism in Eukaryota, Metazoa, Arthropoda, Insecta, Lepidoptera, Papilionidae.
CUUCGUGCGCAUGUCGGUCAGUCGGUGCGCGAAUGUGCGUUGAAUCGGUCGUGUUUCGCGCCGCAAUCAUAAACUCCUUUGUGACGUAGGGGCAUGCUCGUUUAGUUUGUCGCCCAUUGUGUUGAUACAAUCAUGAAAGUGGACAAAGAUAGCAGCCUUGCGGGGCCAGUGGAUACUAAACCAAUUCUCUCCGACAGGAAGGGGAGUCUCAAGGUGACUAUUACCCCAGCGCAACAUAAGACCCUCACACACUUGCCGAAACGACCACCAGUGGACUUGGCGUUCACAGACCUUACAUACAGGGUGCAUGAAGGAAGAAAAAGCAAUGAGAAAAUAAUUCUCAAGUCCGUGUCGGGUCGGCUGCGGUCCGGCGAGCUGACGGCCAUCAUGGGUCCGUCCGGCGCCGGCAAGUCCACGCUCCUGAACAUACUUACUGGAUACAAGACAUCAGGAAUGGAGGGCAGUAUCACGGUGAAUGGUAUGGAGCGUAAUCUGUCCAGCUUCCGAAAGCUAUCUUGCUAUAUCAUGCAGGACAAUCAGUUACACGGUAACCUGACAGUCGAGGAGGCAAUGUCGGUUGCCACCGCGCUCAAGUUGCCUACUGCCACAACCAGGACUGAUAAAGAUGAAGUGAUCCGAGAAAUCCUGGAGACCCUCGGUCUCUCCGAGCACCACAAAACAAUGACGUCAAAUCUCUCCGGAGGUCAGAAGAAGCGUCUAUCCAUAGCUCUGGAGUUAGUCAACAACCCUCCUAUCAUGUUCUUUGAUGAACCCACUUCAGGGCUGGACAGUUCCUCAUGUUUCCAGUGCAUCUCUUUACUGAAGACAUUGGCGAGAGGGGGACGGACUAUCAUUUGCACUAUUCACCAGCCCUCGGCUCGUCUUUUUGAAAUGUUCGACCAUCUGUACACGCUAGCUGAUGGUCAAUGUGUUUAUCAAGGCAGCACUGGGAGAUUGGUGGAAUGGCUGGGCAGCCUGGGUCUGCAGUGCCCCUCCUACCACAACCCGGCCUCCUUCAUCAUUGAGGUGUCAUGCGGAGAGUACGGAGACAACACGGGCAAGCUGGUGCGCGCUAUUGAUAACGGCAAACAUGACAUCAGAAAUGGCAUGCCCUUCCCCGAUGCCAAGUUACCAGACUUCAAUAACAAGAAAGACAUGGAGUCGUCACUCAAGUCUGCCGGACAAUGGAAUAAGAACGACCUCUCCCAGGUCCAGGAGAAGUUCAGUGAUGAUCACAAGGAGGUGAACGGCACCAGCAACCUGCAAAAUGGAUUACUACAGUAUGCUGCUAAUGAAAUUGCUAAGGGCAAAGCGGGUGAACCUAUCGUAGUACAAAUGGAUGCAGAGAAACCAGAUAAUGUUGAGGAAGCGUUGCUGGGAGACGUGGCCUCUCCGCGCCGGUAUGCCACAUCCGAGCUGACGCAGUUCUGGGUCGUGCUGAAGAGGACUUUGUUGUUCAGCAGGAGGGAUUGGACGCUGAUGUACCUGCGUCUGUUCGCGCACAUCCUGGUGGGCUUCCUGAUCGGCGCUCUCUACUACGAUAUCGGCGAUGAUGGCUCCAAAGUGCUCUCCAACCUCGGCUUCCUCUUCUUCAAUAUGCUCUUCCUCAUGUACACCUCCAUGACCAUCACCAUUCUCAGCUUCCCAUUGGAGAUGCCAGUACUUGUGAAGGAACAUUUCAAUCGUUGGUACUCGCUGCGAUCCUACUACCUGGCCAUCACCGUCUCUGAUAUACCAUUCCAGGCAAUAUUCUGCAUAAUCUACGUGGUGAUCGUGUACCUGCUGACCUCCCAGCCGCUGGAGUGGUCGAGGUUCGCGCUCUUCCUCGGCUCCUGUCUCCUCAUCUCCUUCGUAGCGCAGAGUGUCGGCCUUGUUGUUGGUGCUGCUAUGAACGUACAGAACGGCGUAUUCCUCGCGCCAGUGAUGUCAGUCCCGUUCCUGUUGUUCAGCGGCUUCUUCGUGUCGUUCAAUGCGAUUCCAGUGUAUCUGCGCUGGAUCACAUAUCUCUCUUACAUAAGAUACGGCUUUGAAGGCACCGCACUCGCCACGUACUCCUUCAACCGCACCAAGCUGCAGUGCCACCAGACGUACUGCCACUUCAAAGAUCCAAACACGACGUUGGAAGAACUGGACAUGCUGGACGCGGACAUAACCCUGGACAUCGCGGCUUUGUGUCUCAUCUUUGUCGUCCUCCGUGUCUCCGCCUUCCUAUUCCUGCGCUGGAAACUCAGAUCCACGAGAUAAAUUAUUUUAAACCUUAUCUCACUGUAUUUAGAGUAUAAAUUAUUAUAAAACUCAAACUCCUUUGAAACAUUAUAAGGUUAGAGUAGAGAGAUGUAACUUGGCAAUAAUUGACAGAAUUCCACUGACCUCUAUAUUGUACUGGACAGGCUAUAAGACGUUAUAUUUUGUGCCUAUUUGAUUUUCGACGGUAGGAAA